UAAUACUUCAUGGUAGUUGGUUUACAAACUUUGUUCAAUCACGGCUAUAUUUGCUAUAAAUGUUUGCUUAAUAUUUUAGACCAAAAUGUUAUAAAAAUUGACAAACUAAAGUUGAAUAAUUUACGUGUUAUUUAUAUGUUGCAGCAUUUUAAUUGAAUUGAUUCAAAUUUAAUCAAAGUUCCAAAAGCGAAUAAAGCACAUCGUUUUUUAAAAAAUUUCUAUAUUUUAAAUCCUUCUUAUAUUGAUUCUACACAAAAAUAAUAUUUGGUGAAAACUUUUUUGAACGUCAAUCAAGAAAUUAAAUAUUUUCUUGAACUUUCCGUUAUUAAACUGAAAUUUAAAGCUGAAAGUAAACCGAAAGAAAUUGUACACGUAAUUCUUAAGUAAUGAGCUGGAAAAGUACAAGCACAAUUUACUUACUUUAUUUUGGAAUAUUUUUGUUUGGGAAUGGGUUCUCUUUCACCCUGAAAUUUCAAAAAUCUAAUGAAACCACGUCUUCAACAACGUCCGAAACCUCUCAAGAUAAUCAUUUGUCAUUUUACCACAAUUUAACAGUAUUUAAACAACCAUCAAAAAAUAAGAGCCAGAAAAGUUCUGAUGGGAUUACCGUAACUGUUGGUGUUCUCUUUUCACUUGGUAUUGUAGCUAUUUUUUUCUCAGUUUACUUUAAAAAAAGAAAAAAAGAACGAAGAAUAAGAGAAUACAUAAGAGAGACACAAAGAAAAAGAGUCGAUUUACGGCAAGCUCUUUCUUUAAAAAUUACAUACAAUGUUCUAUAAAAAAUGUUUCUGCACGAUUGCAACGAUAUACUCGAUAGCAAAAGGUUCUGCAAAAUGCGACGUAUUCAAAUAAGUCGCGUUUUAAUUUCAAGCGUUACUGCGUCAAGAUUUAACUCAAAACAAAUAUAUUUAAGAGAUUACGCUGCAAUUGAUUCGUUUUUACUGCGUACAUCAGGUUUGUUUGAUAGUUUGGAAAGAUAAAUUGGAAAUAGAUUAAAAAGAUAAAUGAAGUUAUAAAAAUCCAUUCAACUAUCUGCCACAGCAAAACAUUUCAGUUCUUUUUUUUUGAAUGUUUUUAAACGCAUGCACUCAUAUAUAAAUAAAUAACUAUAUUUUGUUUUACUAAUAUCACAAAUAUUAAAUUUUUAUAAUGUAUUUGCUUGUUAUAUAGGGAAUAUUUUUUUGAAAAGACCAUCUGUAGAAUCAGUCAA
Hydra vulgaris (swiftwater hydra) is the source of this 1210-nucleotide messenger RNA. The record is from RefSeq and is a predicted model, not a curated record. Lineage: Eukaryota; Metazoa; Cnidaria; Hydrozoa; Anthoathecata; Hydridae.